AGAGAGAGAGAGGGAGGGAGAAAGAGCAGGGUGAGUGAUGGGUGCCUCGGAUUAGUGAAUAGCGAAGACAGAAGAGGAUGUGACUGAGUGCCACUGUUUGAAACAGGGCGUUUUUUUUUCUCUCCCCUCUCUCUACUCCCUCUUCAUUCAAACCCAUUUCUGCCACCAAAGAGAAGAGUUCCUUCACUUCAGUUCAGGCUGCUUUUCUCCUCCUCUCCUCAACCGAUGCCACCACAUUCAGAACGCAACCGCCCUGGCUCCUUCUACCUGGAUCAGAAAAGCGUGGUCCCGUGCAAGCAACUGCAGAAGAUGGACUGCAUGUCCCAUCCUCAUCGGUGUCAUCGGUGACCAAGACUAAGAACUGUCAGUGAAACAUCAGCUGUCAAACGAUGGCCUCAGGGCUGGAAUGAUUCCAAAGACCCCAGUGUUUCUGAGAAGACAACCAGUCUCUUGUACUUAUUGGUCAACCCUAAAAAUGACUGACUCAGAUAAAUUAUCACAGAGCCUAACAAAUCCAUAGACGGAAUGCUUUGGUUGUGAAUGAAACACUGUUUUUGAAUACAUCUAAGAAAUCUCACAAGGCCAGCUCGUGAUUCACUAAAACUCAAGGACCGCAUUACAUAAAACACAUCACAGUAACACAUCUGGUAGAAGCAUGUGAGGUACUCAUGUUUAUUUAUCUCACCACGGCCAUGGAAUGUUGUACAUUCAUCUGCCAAGAAUCGAACAGAUGAAGAUCCCUCUGAGACCAAGCUGGAACCAGAAGUGCAACCAACUUCUGUCAGCAUUUAGCUGACAGAAAAACCCAUGAGCAACCUGUAAAGUGGGCUAACUGAAGCUGCUUGUGCUGUGUCAAAUUAGAAGUAAGCAACUUUGCAGAUGGCUGUGCCCUUGGCUAAUUUUCUCAUUGGACGCAGCUUCUGUGCAUGAAGAGCUUUGCUGAACAUAGUCUAUGGCAACAACACUGACGACGCACAACUGACUAAUUGACAACUGCCAGUGAGACAGCAACAGACACAGAGACAGCAUGUCUGUAGACAAUGGGACAGAAGAAGGGCCAUUUUCCACAGGCCAGCCCUUCAACUCCUCCCUGGACUACGAGGACUUUGAGCAGGAGCACGACGCCAGCAAGAUCGUCAUCCCCUCCAUCUACGCGCUGGUGUGCUGCGUGGGCCUGACGGGCAACGCCAUGGUCAUCUACGUCAUCCUCAAGUACGCCAAGAUGAAGACGGCCACCAACAUCUACAUCCUGAACCUGGCCAUCGCGGACGAGCUCUUCAUGCUGAGCGUGCCGUUCCUGGCCACCUCGGCCGCCGUGCGCCACUGGCCCUUCGGCUCGCUCAUGUGCCGGCUGGUGCUCAGCGUGGACGGCAUCAACAUGUUCACCAGCAUCUUCUGCCUGACCGUGCUCAGCGUCGACCGCUACAUCGCCGUGGUGCACCCAAUCAAGGCCGCCCGAUAUCGCCGGCCCACCGUGGCCAAGGUGGUCAACGUCUGCGUGUGGGGGCUGUCGCUGGUGGUCAUCCUGCCCAUCAUCGUCUUCGCCGACACAGUCCCCGCCCAGGAUGGCGGCGUGGACUGCAACUUCCUGUGGCCGGAGUCGUCGUGGUCAGAGGCCUUCGUGGUCUACACCUUCCUGCUGGGCUUCCUGCUGCCGGUGGUGGCCAUCUGCCUGUGCUACUGCCUGAUCGUGGCGCGCAUGCGGGCGGUGGGGCUGAAGGCAGGCUGGAUGCAGCGGCGGCGCUCGGAGAAGAAGAUCACCCGCAUGGUGCUGCUGGUGGUGGCCGUCUUCGUGGUCUGCUGGAUGCCCUUCUACAUCGUGCAGCUGGUCAGCGUUUUCCGCCGGCCGCCCGACCCCAUGGUCACCCAGCUCUUCGUCAUCCUCAGCUACGCCAACAGCGGCGCCAACCCCAUCCUCUACGGCUUCGUCUCCGACAACUUCCGCCGCUCCUUCCAGCGGAUCGUCUGCUUCCGCUGGCUGGAGAGCGGGCUGGACGCCGAGCAGGUGGACUACUGUGCCGUCGCCCUUAAGCGGCAGGUCACCUGCGGGCCCCAGGACUUCCCCCGGGACUUCCUGGCUUCAGACGUGGCCUAUCGCAACGGCACCUGCACCUCUCGCACCACCACGCUCUGAGCUGGACCCCAGUUCGGUAGAGCGGGGGGAACCCGCCCUUAAUUAACCCAACGAAUCCCCACCGCUCACAGAGUAAAGUGUGAAAUGACGAUGUGGACCACCCCAGAAAAGUGUAGACUCAGAUUUUGUAGACUUACUCAGCACCGCCCGUUUACAGAGCUAGCCAAUACAACUUCUCCAUUGCUGCUUGUCCUGUUGCACGUUCCUCUGCCCAAGCCUUGUCCUGUGCGUGACAGUGACACCCCUUUCACUAAGCCGAGGACUAUGUUUUUCCACUCUCUCCAGUGCUUGUGCUUUAGAAACACCAAAGCCGGCUAAAAAUGCACUGACACAGGGUUAGAGUUACCUCAGCGUAGCUCUUUAUUCGGAUGCCACUCAAGACUGUUUUACACGUUAAAGACGCACUCAAGUUGUACAGAUCUGUGUUUGGUUUCUGAAGAAACCGACUGACAAAGAGUGCCAUUCUUUGCAAACAAUGGUAUUCAUAUUCCAAAAAACAGUUCAAGUCUUGACAUUUGUGUUUAUUUAUUUAUUUAUUUAAGAAUUUAUUUAUUUCUCAUGUGGGGGUUAAAGGUUCUUGGGAACAAGCUUUCAUCACAGCUCAAAGUUAUGCCAUUGUAAGUAUUCCUGUUUGUGAGACAUGGCUGAGUUCAGACCGGUUCCAGUCAAGUGUGGUUUUCUAAAAAAUCAUUACAAUAUACAAGUACACCGGGUAGCAUAGGCCAGGGCACAUACAACGGAAUGUGACAGAGUGUGCGUCUAUUAUGGUUUACGGGACCAAACAUGAUGGUCCACCCACAGGUAAAGAACAGCAAGACCGAUAAACCUAAUUACUCCUCUAUCACAACAGAACUGGUGAGUUGUGCUA
This is a messenger RNA of Megalops cyprinoides (Indo-Pacific tarpon), 3002 nucleotides long. It is a transcript of the gene sstr1b, whose product is annotated as somatostatin receptor 1b. Gene Ontology annotation, biological process: cellular response to glucocorticoid stimulus; neuropeptide signaling pathway. The record is from RefSeq and is a predicted model, not a curated record. Gene Ontology annotation, molecular function: neuropeptide binding; somatostatin receptor activity. Bases 1028 to 2134 code for a protein of 368 amino acids. NCBI's taxonomy places the organism in Eukaryota, Metazoa, Chordata, Actinopteri, Elopiformes, Megalopidae. Gene Ontology annotation, cellular component: membrane; neuron projection. The transcript has 2 exons.